AUGGCGGACGUGGUCUCCGACCUGGUGCUGUCCUUCUUCUGCUGCUGCUUCUACGCUCCCGGCGACCUCCGCGGCGCCGGCGGCGCGCACCCCUACGGCGGCGGCCACGCCCACCCGGCCGGCCGCAACGCAGCGUGCUGCCACCGCGCCGCCAGCGGCCGGGGCAGGCGCGUGUCCCUGCAGACGGUGGAGCUCAAGGUCCGGAUGUGCUGCGACGGCUGCGAGCGUCUGGUAAGACAAGCUCUCCGAAACCUCCGAGGAGUGGACAGCGUGGAGGUGAGCGUGCCGAUCGAGAAGGUGACGGUGACGGGCUACGUGGACCGGGCGGAGGUGCUGCGCGAGGUGCGGCGGAGCGGGAGGAAGGCGGAGUUCUGGCCGCUGUGGUUCACGUCCCCGAGGAGUUACUUUAAGGACGGCGGCUCGUACCACCGCGACAGCUACAACUACCGCCGCCACGGGUACAGCGACGACGGCGACCGGCACGGGCGCAUGCGCGAGCCCGCCCGCGGCGCCGGGCCCGCCGGCAACAUGUUCAACGACGACGACGUCAACGCCGCCUGCCGGAUCAUGUGA
This is a messenger RNA of Panicum virgatum (switchgrass), 573 nucleotides long. RefSeq names its product heavy metal-associated isoprenylated plant protein 30-like. Bases 1 to 573 code for a protein of 190 amino acids. The transcript has 5 exons. The record is from RefSeq and is a predicted model, not a curated record. Gene Ontology annotation, molecular function: metal ion binding. Lineage: Eukaryota; Viridiplantae; Streptophyta; Magnoliopsida; Poales; Poaceae.